AGUUAAUCCUAUCAGUGUGAUAUAAAACGGUGUUGAUUUCUUAGAUUUAUUAAGAUUACGAAGAUGGGUGGAAAAUGGAGUAUUGCCAUUUUUCUAGUACUGUGCUUCGCAUGGCAAGUCAAAGGCGCAGUUACUUGCACAGCUAACGGUCGCUACCCUGAUCCAGCAGACUUGACUUGUAAAAACUAUACCCUCUGUGUCGCCCUCUCCAAUACUAGUUUCAUAGGCUACAACUACGUUUGCCCAAAUGCGUCGUUGUUUAAUCCAGCCAUCGCACAGUGUACUUCCAACUACGUCUGUAACGUCAGGUCCGUAUGCACAACCGAGGGGUUCUUUGAAGAUCCCAAUUCGUCAAAUUGUUCCACCUUUAUAUCGUGCGUUAACAUUGGUGGCACAUUUGUUCAAACCACUCUAAGCUGCCCUCCCAAUACCUUUUACAAUCCAGUCACCACUUUAUGCGAACCAGAUUAUAAUUGUGUAUUCAUAUGUAGAGCUGCUGGAAGAUAUGCGAACCCAGCGGAUAGGAGUUGCAAUACUUAUUUCUUGUGUGUUAACGCUAAUAACGGGACGAUUGCCCAGUACCAAUAUGCAUGCCCAACAGUUUCAGUAUUCAGUCCCGCAACAAGUGUUUGUACAACCUCAUAUACUUGUCCAACGUCUUAGCUGCCUUAGUUUAUUGAUAUAGACUAAACAGUAAAAGCCAUAAAAAUUACUAUGACGUCUCAAGGUUUAUGAUCCGUAUCUUAUAAUUCUAAGUAAGUUGAAUUCAAUGAAAGUGAAAAACAGCGUGAAUUAAUUUUUAGAAAGUAUUUUAUUUUGUUCAUUUUAUAUACUUAAAUUGGCGAGUUUGGGUGUACAGUUUGUCUUCACGCACUCGUAGACACAAUCGACAGGCACACCGCACACUGGAUCUGAAAUUGCUAUUGAUUUCUGAAUAACGUUUCUCCUGCGUUGUGUGUAGGUACCUAACUAAAUUAUGUAAAUAAGUAGAUAUUAAGUUUUUUGUUCGGACGAAAAUGUAAAAUUUAUGGUCGUGAUAUCUAAAUCUCACUUAAAAUACUUAUCUACCUAUAACUCGAUUUACUGAGAAAUUUCAUCAUAGGUAGAAAAAUCAUAGGUAGAAUCUUGAUUAAUUUUAGUGAUAUUUAGCCUAAGCCUAUAAGGUAAGGUUUUUGAUGAAAUGAUGAGUGAAGUUGGUAGUUGGAUAAGUACUUAUAUAGGUUGAUCUUAUCAGAUGUAAAUGAGUAUAAUAUAAUGAUAGCAUAUAUAAAUAAAUUAGGAACAUGUGUAGCGAU
Messenger RNA from Maniola jurtina (meadow brown), 1295 nucleotides. RefSeq lists its product as uncharacterized. The transcript has 2 exons. NCBI's taxonomy places the organism in Eukaryota, Metazoa, Arthropoda, Insecta, Lepidoptera, Nymphalidae. The record is from RefSeq and is a predicted model, not a curated record. The coding region runs from base 64 to 663 and encodes 199 amino acids. Gene Ontology annotation, cellular component: extracellular region. Gene Ontology annotation, molecular function: chitin binding.